AUGGUCUACGUUAAAAUCUCAAUCAGCGUUAGCCGGGACAUCGAAUGCGAUUGCACAACCAGAUACAACGGACUCAGUCACGAAGCUGUCUUCCAACGCCGCUUCAACCCCGAAACCAACGACUUAUACGUCGAUAAUCCCGCCGACAUUCUCGGUGCACUCGGCUGCUGCGGUGCCCUCAAACUUAAAUCUCGCAAUGCAGAAGGCGAAAUGACUAUUGACGAAGGAUCACACGUAGUUGCCAUCGACAGCGCAUGCAGUGCCAACGGAAAAGAGCCUGUUCGAGCUGCGUAUGGUGUUUAUGUGGGUGACAAGACACCUAAUUGUGUUUCUAAGCUUCUCGACGAAGAUCUCCCACAGACGACUCUAGUCGCCGAACUAGUCGCCGUGCGUGUGGUUUUGAGAAUGGCUGAGCAAGUUCUCGAUGCGUAUAUUGCGCGGGGUGCAAAUGAUGAGAAUGAUAUGGAUGCACCGAGAAUCUCUAAGAUUCUCAUUCUUGCUAAUUCGGCAUAUGUCGUCGAUGGAUUCACGGAUUGGAUUUUCAAGUGGAAGGGAAAUGGAUUCAAGACUUCGACUGGGAAGCCGGUGGUUAAUGCGGAGAUUUUCAGAGAAUUGGAGGCUUUGAUUGAGAAGUUUCAUCAGUUUCAUAUUCCGGUGUGGUUUUGGCUGGUGAAGAAGGAGUUCAAUACGUCGGCGGAUGCGUUGGCUAGAACGCCAAUUUAUGGUGAGCAGAAGGUUCCGGCAUUGGUCCCGUUUGUUAGGGAUUUUAAGAAGUUUCCGAAGAGGUGUUGA
Botrytis porri is the source of this 792-nucleotide messenger RNA. RefSeq lists its product as uncharacterized. The record is from RefSeq and is a predicted model, not a curated record. Gene Ontology annotation, molecular function: RNA-DNA hybrid ribonuclease activity; nucleic acid binding. Gene Ontology annotation, biological process: DNA replication, removal of RNA primer. The transcript has a single exon. Bases 1 to 792 code for a protein of 263 amino acids. Lineage: Eukaryota; Fungi; Ascomycota; Leotiomycetes; Helotiales; Sclerotiniaceae.